This is a messenger RNA of Ostertagia ostertagi, 393 nucleotides long. The record is from the annotation of a GenBank genome assembly. Lineage: Eukaryota; Metazoa; Nematoda; Chromadorea; Rhabditida; Trichostrongylidae.
AUGAGACGCCUUCAGGUUAACUACUCGGACAAUGCACGACUUUACGUUACUGGUUCGAAAGACGGUGAUGUCAAGGUGUGGGACGGGAUCUCAAAUAGAUGCGUAGAAACGUUCAGCCGAGCUCAUGACGGAGCCGCUAUUUGCUCUGCUAAAUUUACAAGAAAUGGCAAGUACAUAUUGACAAGUGGAAUGGAUAGCAUUGUCAAGUUAUGGGAGCUCUCUACGAACCGCUGCCUGAUUGCUUAUACUGGAGCGGGCGCCACCGGUAGACAAGAAUUUCCCGUGAAAGCCACGUUCAAUCACAACGAAGACUAUGGUCAUACUGCCGCCACUCGUGUCUUCGUCCAUUCGCCAACGGUUCCCGCUUUCCUUACAGGCAGCGACGACUUUUAA